CAUUGUGAAACUACUAAAUUUCUCAAAGUUCUAGAAAAUAUAGAUAGAAAAUCAUAUUUCCAUCUAGUUCUAAUCUUUUUUGCUAAAUAUUUCAUUCAAUAAUAAAUAAUGUAGUGGAUUCAAUUAUUUUUACAGAUGCAUUAUUUUCAACGAGGCAUUUAAUAACAAAAAUGUUUUAUUACAUUUUUUAAACAAUGAAAAUAAUUACAUAUGCGUACAUACGAUAAAACGAGUAUGUAUAAAGAUUUAUUUAUCAUUUUGUACAAUUCGGUAUUGCAAAAUCUGUAAUUUGCAUAUGUCUCAGAUGUCGCUAGUAACAGGAGUUAUUGUGUACGAAUAUAUUAUGUGAAUUAAAACAUGUAUGCAUGUACCUAAAGUAAAAUAUAAAGUAAAAUAUGAAACUUACUGAAAUAUUGUAAAUACUAGGAGAUAAAAAUAAAAAACUAUAUUUUAUAUUAUACGAGCAAAUUUACAAAAAAUAAAUAACAAUUUAAGCUAUCAUAGAGGUUAAUAGAACAAAUUACAAUAGUAUAACCACUGUAAUAAAAUUAACGUACCUAGAAACUUUAAAAUCUAGGGACAUUAAUGGUAAUUUAUAAUCGUAAUUUUGCAAAUUUCAAAUAAAUGCUUGAUACGUGAUAAAUUAUUUGGUAAUUGUUCUAAUUCUAAAGCGGUCACAUGUCUAUACACGUGUGAAACGAUAAGCGUAUAAUUAAGAAACAGUUUCGUUGGUAGUCAUAACAUUUAUAAGGACAAACGGGUCUUUUUUAAUUACAAAAAUGAAACAUUACUGGUACAAUGAUUCAUUUUCUUUGACAAGUGAAAUCAUUAAAAAAUAACGAAAUGAAACAGAAAGAAACAGUUAUUUAUUUAUUUUAUUAACAUUAAAUCUUUAAACAAGAUAUUUCCAACGAUAUAUAAAUUAUUCACCUAUAGGACUGUAGAAGUUAGUUGUUUAAUCAAUUUCUUUUAAACUUAUUAUCACAUCGUAAUAUAAGAUAUAGUUGCAAUCGUGUUGAAUGAAAAAUGGCUGCAAACGUAAAAACAGAAAUGCGAAUUCCUACACGAUCUGCCCCUCGUCCACCAAUUAAUCAAAAUUCGACGGCACAAAGAAACAUUAUUUGGAAUAGCACAAACAAUGUUUUCGGAUCUUCGUUAAUGCAACAACCUAUCCAGAAGAAAAAGCCACCACCUCGGCCACCACCGCCAAAAUUUAAUCAAAAUUACUCGCAAACACAAAAGGAAAAGUUAAAAAAACCAGUAAGACCUACAGAACUUUUGAAUAAUCUUUUCGGAAGAAAGAAAAGCGAACAUUCAAGCAUAACACAGUUAAAUAGUCAGACAAUACACAAUACAAUAUUACAAUCAGAAAACACAAAUGGACCAAUUUGUCUAAUAGAUUUUAGUCCACCUGGAUCUCCAACAUUUACGACUCGAUCAAGUAGUGACGGUGUUAGCAUUGAUAGCUUUGGCAGUGAUGGAAACUCAAAUCCAUCUGCGUUUACAAGUAGCGGGAACACAUCUCAAACAGAAAGUGCCUUUGAAGAUGAUUUUGAUUUUUUUGGAAUAUCUAAUAGAAAAACAUCACAAAAUGAUCCAUGGAAAAUUAAUUCAAUAACAGAUCCAUUUGGACCAUUGGAAAUAACUAAUCAUAAUACAUUACAAUCUGUAAAACAUGUGGGGGAUGCAAGCUUUUUUGCUUUUAAUGCAAAUAAUCAUACAAAUAACCAAGCAUCUUUCAAUCAAACAUCUUUGAAAAGUACUCAAUCAAUGCCAACUAUAAUUCGCGCGAAACCACCCAAACCCCCAGCUCCAAAAGUUUUACAAACGAAAAUACAGCAAAAGAUUAAUAACAUCGAAAUUGACUCAAGAUGUUCAAACAAAAUAGUGCCUUCUGCUAAACCAAUGACAUUAGAUUUAUCUAAUUCAUGGCAAAAUGAUUCUAAAGAUAACCCUUCACCUCCGAUGCCCACAAUACCACCACCUGCACCACCUCUGGAAUAUUUAGCGGAAAUAAAUAACGAUCUUUCAGUCAGCAAUGAAGAACCUUACGGCAUUGCCCUAUAUGAUUUUCCAUUAAUACAUGCGGACGAUUUGCCUUUCAAGCAAGGUGAUAUAAUAUAUUUAAUUAGAAAAAUUAAUGAAGAUUGGAUGGAGGGUAGAGUAGGAAAUCAACAAGGAAUAUUUCCUAUUAAUUUUAUUGAUAUAAAAGUACCAUUGCCUGGUGUCCCAGACAAUAUAGUUACCGCUAUCUACCCUUUUAAAGGUGAAACACCAGAAGAUUUAGUAUUUGAUGAAGGAGAAAAAAUUACAGUUUUAUCGAGGAUAUCACAAGAUUGGUUAUAUGGUGAGUGUAAAGAUCGAAAAGGACAAUUUCCGGUAAAUUACGUAAAUAGAAUCCCAUGUAAUCUUCCUUUACACGUGGAAAAUUAAUGUUUCGCAUGUUUUCUCAUAUUAUAAAUGGUUAUAUGUCAGUGAUUUCUAUAUUGCUAAUUUUAUUCUUACUAAUAUUUUUGUAAUGGUACUUUCAUGAAGCAGGGAAUGAAAAAUUUAGAAUAUAUUCAGUCAUAGAUACUAAAUGGAGACUAAAAUUUGUAGAAUUUCUAUUUACAACAAGACUGAAUUAUAUGCAAGUAUGCAUUGCCUUGUCAAAGAGAAAGAAAGAAUUUCAAGAACAUAUUUUUACUAGAUUUUUAAAUUGGAUUUUUGAAAAUGAAAGAUUUACAUUUUGAAACUUUUUACGAUCAAAAGAGUAGAGUAAUAUUACUUUUCAAUU
This is a messenger RNA of Bombus pyrosoma, 2776 nucleotides long. RefSeq names its product sorbin and SH3 domain-containing protein 1 homolog. The transcript has 6 exons. The record is from RefSeq and is a predicted model, not a curated record. Lineage: Eukaryota; Metazoa; Arthropoda; Insecta; Hymenoptera; Apidae. Bases 1027 to 2433 code for a protein of 468 amino acids. Gene Ontology annotation, molecular function: protein binding.